AUGUCGAGCGCCAGCAAGCGAUUGAAGGGCGUCAGUGUUGCGAGGCCUAUUUAUUAUGGCAGUAUAGCUUACCCUCUUAACGGCAAAAAAGUUUCUGACGCAGAUCAUACUCACAGAUGGACUGUUAUGUUAAAAGGGUUGAACAACGAAGAUCUCAGCUAUUACAUUAAAAAAGUGGUCUUCAAAUUACAUGAGACUUAUCCCAACCCACUAAGGACUGUGGAGCAACCACCCUUUGAAAUUUCAGAAACUGGAUGGGGUGAAUUCGAGAUAACGAUCAAAAUUUACUUUCAUACAAUGACAAUGGAAAAGCCCGUUCAACUAUACCAUCACUUAAGGCUACAUCCUUAUGAAGACGAUCUCAAUGGACAGCCAUGGCCUAAAGAUAAACCGGUUAUGAGUAUGACAUACGAUGAACUAGUCUUCAAUGAACCUACGGAAACUCUCUAUCAAGCUUUCUCUGAUCACAACGCGCUAGCGCUUAACUUACCCAAUAAAAAGUCCAUCAAAGAUUCAACGACACCUCUAUUUAGUGCCCAAUUAGAGCAAGAAGAGAUUGAGCGAUUGGACAGCGCUCAAAGAGAAAUUAAUAUACAAAUUGCAGCACUCAAGCAGAAAUUGGCAGCCUAUGAUUAA
Mycotypha africana is the source of this 636-nucleotide messenger RNA. RefSeq names its product yeats family-domain-containing protein. The record is from RefSeq and is a predicted model, not a curated record. The transcript has 2 exons. Bases 1 to 636 code for a protein of 211 amino acids. Gene Ontology annotation, biological process: regulation of DNA-templated transcription. NCBI's taxonomy places the organism in Eukaryota, Fungi, Mucoromycota, Mucoromycetes, Mucorales, Mycotyphaceae.